This is a messenger RNA of Hibiscus syriacus, 1279 nucleotides long. RefSeq names its product protein STRICTOSIDINE SYNTHASE-LIKE 10-like. Gene Ontology annotation, molecular function: strictosidine synthase activity. Gene Ontology annotation, biological process: biosynthetic process. NCBI's taxonomy places the organism in Eukaryota, Viridiplantae, Streptophyta, Magnoliopsida, Malvales, Malvaceae. The record is from RefSeq and is a predicted model, not a curated record.
CACUGCCAUUGCCUACAACUUAUCCACCUAAAACAAAACCAUCUGAUGAGCAGCAGUAUAGUGAAACUAACGCUGUUGACAGCGUUAGUAGCAUUGCUGUCCCUCAUCCUAUCUCCCAACAUCUUGGCUCCACCUGAGGUUCCAGCCUCCAACACCCUCCUUCAUAACGCCCAAACCAUCCACCUCCCUUCUGCUUUUGGACCCGAGAGCCUCGCCUUCGAUCCCCACGGACAUGGCCCCUACACAGGCGUUGCUGAUGGCCGGAUUCUUAAAUGGCAAGGUCAUGCCCUCGGUUGGACUGAUUUUGCCUUCAUCUCUGCUCGCAGGGAGGAUUGUGUUCGGCCAUUCGCACCAGAAACGGAGCAUAUAUGUGGAAGGCCGUUAGGACUACGAUUCGACAAGAAAACCGGCGAUCUUUACAUUGCAGACGCCUACUUCGGCUUCCAUGUAGUAGGUCCUGUGGGUGGCUUGGCUACUCAACUCAUCACUGAAGUUGAGGACCAACCCCUUUACUUCACCAAUGAUAUGGACAUUGAUGAGAUCGACGAUGUCAUUUACUUCACCGAUAGCAGUGCUAGCUUCCGGAGAAGGCAAUUCUUGCCAUCAAUCCUCAGCCAUGACAAAACCGGCAGGCUGCUGAAAUGCAACAAAUCAGGCAAGGAAGUGAAGGUUUUACUACGAGACCUAGCUUUCGCCAACGGUGUCGCACUGAGCGAGGAUCGAUCCUUUCUACUCGUUGCAGAAACCGCCGCUUGUCGCAUUCUAAGACUAUGGCUUCGUGGUCCUAAUGCGGGAAACGUCGAUGUUUUCGCAGAGCUUCCGGGAUUCCCGGAUAACAUAAGAAGAAAUACGAAAGGGGAGUUUUGGGUAGCUUUGCAUUCGAAAAGGGGACUCUUUGCUAAGUUGGCAUUGUCGUACGGGUGGUUCGGGAGAGCAUGGUUAAAGGUUCCGCUUGGUUUCAAACAACUGCACUCACUGUUUGUAGGAGGGAAACCCCAUGGCAUUGCUGUAAAGCUGAGUGAAAAUGGUGAAGUGCUUCAAGUUCUUGAAGAUACACAAGGCAAGACCUUGAGGUUUAUUAGUGAAGUUGAAGAGAAGGAAGGGGAGCUGUGGAUUGGAUCAGUUAUGACGCCUUUUAUUGGCAUUUAUAAUCUCUAACGUACUUUCCGAUUCACGUGAGUUUUAAUUCGAUUGAUAUUAUAUCUGAAGUUUGAAUCUUUUGUGUGGAAACCCUUACCCCUUCCUCGAUUAGUUGUAAAAUUGGUUGUUUCAGGAUGGG